Lactuca saligna is the source of this 345-nucleotide messenger RNA. The record is from the annotation of a GenBank genome assembly. Lineage: Eukaryota; Viridiplantae; Streptophyta; Magnoliopsida; Asterales; Asteraceae.
AUGUCAAGUAUUACAACUACAACUACUACCAUUGCUAUCUUUCACAUAAUUUCCAUCUACCUUUUUAUUUCAUCACCCCAACUCGUAGCAGGUGCAGGUCGUGGACAUGGACAUGGACAUGGACAGGUUAAUGUUAAUGUUAAUGUCGCUUCUGUUGCCAUCAAAACGAUGUCGUUAGAGCCAAAAGAUCAAGAUUUUGUGACACAGAAACGACCAAUUUUUCAUGGAAAAGAAAUUAGUGGUUGUAUGCCAAAGGGGCGUAGGCAUUCAUCGGCUCCUAGCAGAUAUGUUAACAACCAACCGUUGUUUCAAUCGCUUGGAUGUUCAACGGUGGCAAGACCUUGA